Messenger RNA from Chroicocephalus ridibundus (black-headed gull), 951 nucleotides. Its product is annotated as olfactory receptor 52B2-like. The coding region runs from base 1 to 951 and encodes 316 amino acids. Gene Ontology annotation, molecular function: G protein-coupled receptor activity; olfactory receptor activity. Gene Ontology annotation, cellular component: plasma membrane. The transcript has a single exon. Gene Ontology annotation, biological process: G protein-coupled receptor signaling pathway. NCBI's taxonomy places the organism in Eukaryota, Metazoa, Chordata, Aves, Charadriiformes, Laridae. The record is from RefSeq and is a predicted model, not a curated record.
AUGGCAGCCCUCAAUCAAACCAGCUUGCAGCCUGCCUCCUUCCUUCUGCUGGGCAUGGCAGGCCUGGAGGACUUGCACGCCUGGCUCUCCAUCCCUUUCUGCCUGAUGUACGUCGUGGCGCUCCUGGGCAACUUCAUCCUCCUGUUUGUCAUUGCGACGGAGCGAAGCCUCCACGAGCCGAUGUACCUCUUCCUGGCCAUGUUAGCGGUGGCAGAUCUCGUAUUAUCCUCCUCCACAGUGCCCAAAGCCCUGAGCAUAUUCUGGUCCCUUUCCAAGGAGAUGUCUUUCCACGCCUGCCUUACCCAGAUGUUCUUCACACACCUCAGCUUCAUUGCAGAGUCGACCAUUCUGCUGGCCAUGGCGUUCGACAGGUACGUGGCCAUCUGCAACCCCCUGCGAUAUGCCACAGUGUUCACGCACGUGAUGAUAGCCAAGAUAGGGCUGGCUGCAAUAGCCAGGAGCUUUUGUGUGAUGUUCCCAACAAUAUUCCUCCUCCAGAGGCUGCCGUACUGUGGACACAGCACCAUGCCACACACCUACUGUGAGCACAUGGGCAUCGCCCAGCUGGCCUGUGCCGACAUCUCCAUUAACAUCUGGUACGGCUUUGCCACCACCCUUCUGUCCCCAGGCGUGGACAUUGUGCUCAUUGGGGUAUCGUACGUCCUUAUUCUCCGGGCUGUCUUCAGGCUCUCGUCCAAGGAUGCCCAGCACAAGGCAGUUGGCACCUGCAGCUCUCAUGCCUGCGUUAUAUUGCUGUUCUACACCCCAGCAUUCUUCUCAUUUUUCACCCAUCGGUUUGGCCACAACGUCCCCCAUCAUGUUCACAUCCUGUUGGCCAAUGUCUAUGUGCUCCUGCCACCCGCGCUAAACCCCAUCGUCUACACCAUGAAGAACAAACUCAUUCGAGAAAAGGUGUCCCAAGCGCUCUUUGGGACUGGGCAAGCGCGGUGA